This is a messenger RNA of Rotaria socialis, 1977 nucleotides long. The record is from the annotation of a GenBank genome assembly. NCBI's taxonomy places the organism in Eukaryota, Metazoa, Rotifera, Eurotatoria, Philodinida, Philodinidae.
AUGGCUCAGCUAAUCAACGGUGCAUCAGAAUCAACGGAAAUGAAACCGGGUGGCGAUCAAAAUGAAAAAAUACUAUUUGGGGCUUCAAAACCUGCAUCUCUACCUGCAUACGGUAGUACGCGUAUGGUGCAAAAUGUUCUCCUUAUUUGGUUAGACAAGAACAUUAAUCUAGGAAAGAGUAAAGAUAACCAAAACACCAUGAGGAGUCUGCGCGGUGUCGUUAAUACCAUUGAAACGUUCACAGACGGUGAAAAGUGUAUUGAAUUCAUUAAAACCGUACAAAAUAAUGACAAAAUUUGUAUCAUCGUUUCUGGUUCAUAUGGAGAAACUAUUGUACCACCUAUUCACAGUAUGCCACAAGUUGACUCUAUUUUUGUCUUUUGCAAUAAUAAAUCGUUCCACGAAGGAUGGGCUAGAAAUUGGAAGAAGAUCAACGGCGUAUUCACAAAUAUCGAACGGAUUUGUGAGGCUCUCAAAAGAGCAACACAACAAUGUGAGCACAACGCUGUUUCGAUCAGUUUGUUGGCAGCUGAUGAUGGUGCAGCUAAUAAAAAAUUGGAUAAAUUAGAAUGCUCCUUCAUGUACACAUUGAUUCUCAAAGAAAUUCUACUGACAAUCAACUUCGAAGGAAAACAUGUUAAAAAUUUUAUUCAUACUUGUCGCAAGGAUUAUGACGGCAAUGAUCGUGAAUUAAAAAAUAUCAAAAAAUUCGAAAAAGAUUAUCGUAAAAAGACACCUAUUUGGUGGUACACUCUAGAAUGUUUCAUGUAUGCGAGGCUUAACCGUGCGUUACGGCUAAUGGAGGUAGAUGAUAUCAUUGACAUGGGCUUCUUCAUUAAUGAUCUUCAUCGUCAAAUUGCAGAAUUAAAUCAAAAACAAUUCCGUGCUAUUCAAGAUUGCAAAAUGUUAACACUCUAUCGUGGACAAGGUAUUUCUAUCGCAGAAUUCGAAAGAAUGAAAAAAGCACAAGGAGGACUUCUGUCGUUCAAUAGCUUUUUGUCUACCAGCAGGAAUCGUAGCGCUGGUCUAGAGUUUUCUAUAAAAAAUCUUCGGAAUCCAGAUUUGAUUGGUAUUCUCUUUGUCAUGACUGUUAUUCCAUCACAAUCAAAGACAGCUUUUGCCGAUAUUAAAGAUAUUAGUUAUGUUCAGAAAGAAGACGAAGUUCUCUUCUCAAUGCAUACCGUGUUUCGUAUUGGCAAUAUUAAACCCUUAGAUGACGAACAGCGACUCUUCGAAGUUGACUUGCUUCUUACUGCUGACAAUGAUAAGGAUUUUCGAGCACUUACUACUCGCUUACGACAAGAGAUUGCUCCAGUGAAAGAAGGUUGGGACCGAUUGGGAUUUUUACUACUCAAAAUGGGACAGCAUGAUAGAGCUGAAAAAGUCUACGAAGUUCUGCUAGCACAGACAACUAAUGAUAUUGAAAAAUCAAAUCUUAACGUUGGACUUGGAAAUGUUAAACAUAGCCAAGGCAAAUAUAAUGAAGCAAUUCGAUGCUUUAAAAAUGCACUCAAAACUUACAACAACGCUUUCGAUCUUAAGUACACUACUUUAUCUGCUAUCCACAAUAACAUGGGCUGUGUAUAUAGAAAAAUGCAUGAGUACUCACAUGCGCUGGCGUCGUAUCACGAAACGCUUGCGUUACAACGACAAUCGCUUGUUUCGAAUGAUCCCGCUUUGGCUUCUACUCACAACAACAUUGGGAAUGUAUAUGCGGAUAUGGGACAGUAUACACAGGCACUAUCAGCACACCAGGAAGCUCUAGCAAUUCGUCAAGUAGCACUUCCGCCAACUCAUCCUGAUUUGGCUUCAACUUACAAUAAUUUGGGCAAUGUACUUUACAAAACCAAUCAGUAUCAUCAUGCGCGUGUCUGUUACGACAAAGCCGUAAGCAUCGCAAAAAGUUCAUUGCCUUCUAAUCAUCCUGACAUUGAGACGUAUCUCAAAAACCUUUAUUCAGUUAGUAAUCACUUGUAG